Molecule: messenger RNA, 3608 nt
Organism: Dryobates pubescens (Downy woodpecker)
Lineage: Eukaryota; Metazoa; Chordata; Aves; Piciformes; Picidae
Exons: 16
Coding region: 234-3608 (1124 amino acids)
Biological process (GO): lipid storage; positive regulation of triglyceride storage
Cellular component (GO): lipid droplet; cytosol
Source: RefSeq, a predicted model, not a curated record
CCCUGAGACCCCCUCAAACAGCUCAGAAGCCUCCAGCCCUCUUCCACUCCUGUCAUGAGUUGACAGGUCUCAGCCCUCAGAGCAGUGGGGGCUGGGAGGGGGUGUCCGUUGGGCUCAGACCCACAGCGUCCUUCUUCCUCAGAAUGCUGGGGGGGGGGUAACCAUGGGGUUUGGCCUCCCCCUGGGAUCCAUCACCCUGUGAUCCUUCUCUUCCCAAAGCAGCCACAGCCACCAUGUCAGCCCACACCGCCGUGAUGACAGAGGAUGGUCAGGAGCUGAAGAGCGUGGUGAGCCGGGUGGCCAACCUGACGCUGGUGAGCUCGGCCUGUGGUGCCCUCUCCACCGCCUACGCCUCCACCAAGGAUUGCCACCCCUACGUCAAGUCCGUCUGCGACGCCGCCGAGAAGGGAGUGAGGACGCUGACAGCAGCGGCCGUCAGCGGGGCCCAGCCCCUCCUCACCAAGCUGGAGCCACAGAUUUCCACUGCCAACGAAUACGCCUGCAAGGGGCUGGAUAAGCUGGAGGAGAAGCUGCCCAUCCUGCAGCAACCCCCAGAGCAGGUGGUGGCAGGCACGAAGGAGCUGGUGGCGUCCACGGUGAGCGGUGCGGUGGGGCUGGCCCGCGGCGCCGUGCAGGGUGGCAUGGAGAGGACACGCUUGGCACUGAGCACCGGCGUUGGCACCGUGGUGGGGUCCCGCGUGGGGCAGCUGCUGGCCACAGGGGUGGACGUGGUGCUGGGCAAGUCAGAGGAGCUGGUGGAGCGGUAUCUGCCUGGCACGGAGGAGGAGCCGGGUGAGUGGCGUUGGAAACCAUCUCCCAGAUUUGAGGCUGCUGGAACCCCCACAGCAUUGCCCAGCACCUCCCUGGGUGCCCCCUGGGCCCUGCAGCGGUGCCAGGGCAGCACUCAGCACCCCACGGUGCCUACAGCCACCACGACACCACGCAGGGGACAGUCCCCAUCAGUCGGGAAGCUGAAGCUGGGGAACGUGGCUCGGUGGUGGGUGGUGAACUCUCACCUGGAAACCGGGAGGCAAAUAUACAUCACACGGGCAAUGGCCACCCCUGGCGCCCCGCAACGGGGAGCGCUCAGCUCGGUGCCGGUGCUGGGGGGCUCCGGUGCCCAGUUUGGGGUGCUCCAGCGUGGGGUGCUCCAGCCAGAUGGUCCUCACCCCGCAGCAGGGGUGGCAGGCGUGCAGGUGGCCGUGCCAGAGCGGCCAAGGCGGCGGCAGAGCUGCUUCGUCCGCGUGGGCUCACUCUCGGCCAAGCUGCGGCACCGAGCCCUGCGGCGCCCACUGGGUGAGCUGCAGCGGGCAUGGCACAGCGCCCAGCAGGUCCUGGCCCAGCUCCAUCACGUCAUCAAGCUGAUCGAGCAGGGACGGCAGGGCACGGAGGAGCCCCUGAACGGCACUCGGCAGGAUCUCCACCGCAUGUGGCAGGACUGGAGCCAGCAGGAUGCUGUGCCCAUGGAGGAGAGUGAGGUGGAGCCGCGGACCCUGGCCAUGCUCCGUGGGCUUCUGCGACAGCUCCACGCCGCCUGCGCCCGCCUGGUCUCCAGCGCCCGGGCACUGCCCGGCAGCGUGCAGGAGACAGCCGGGCAGGUCCAGCACGUCGUGGAGGACGUGCAGGCCUCCCUCUCCCGCGUCCACACCUUCCAGGAUCUGUCGGGCUUGGUGCUAGCGCAGAGCCAGGAGACGAUGCAGAGGGCGCAGUCGAACAUCGACGAGCUGCUGGAGUACGUGGGGCAGCACGCCCCCGUGCCCUGGCUGGCAGGACCCUUCGCCCCUGCCCUGGUGGAGUACCCGGAGGAUGUCCCCGUGGAGAUGGCCAAGUGGGAGGGCUGGCAGCACCCACGGGAGCACCCCCAGCAGCAGCCCCCGAUGCCCACGGGGGACGAGGGGACAAUGGACUCCAUGACCCAGCCCCGGUCCCGGGGGCUGUCGGUGCAGUCCCGGGUGUGUGUGUGGGGUCCCUGUCCGGUGGGGAUCAGUGCAGCUCGGUCCCUGAGAGGGGGAUCCAGUCCUGGGGCGGCCGGCGCAGACUGGUCCCGGGGUCCCGAUCCCACGGUGGGUCGUGCAGCCCGGUCCGGGGUGUUCCGGUGGCAGAGGUCGGUGCAGCCCUGUCCCAGGGAGGAGUCACGGCACCAGCCCCGGUACCCCGAGCCCCACCGGCCCCCACGGGUCGGUGCUCCCGGACCGCCCCGGGCCGGCCCCGCUGGGCGUGUUCCCGGUCACAUGCGCUCGGGGCCGGGCUCCGGGGCUAUAAAGAACGGAGGGGAGGGAGAGGGGCGAGUCCAAGGCCUAAACCGAGCUUCCAGAGCCCCCGCCAUGGCCACCAGCGAGCCCGCGACGGUGCAGCCCAAGGCUGAGGAGCAGCAGAGCAUAGGGGCACGGGUGGCCAACCUGCCCCUGGUGAGCUCAGCCUACGGCAUGGUCUCCACCGCCUACGCCUCCACCAAGGAUUGCCACCCCUACGUCAAGUCCGUCUGCGACGCCGCCGAGAAGGGAGUGAGGACGCUGACAGCAGCGGCCGUCAGCGGGGCCCAGCCCCUCCUCACCAAGCUGGAGCCACAGAUUUCCACUGCCAACGAAUACGCCUGCAAGGGGCUGGAUAAGCUGGAGGAGAAGCUGCCCAUCCUGCAGCACCCCCCAGAGAAGCUCAUCUCAGACACCAAGCAGCUGGUGACCUCCACAGUGACUGGGGCCAAGGAUGUCCUGACCAGCACCGUGGCUGGGGCCAGGGAGGCAGUGAGCAGCCGGGUGACAGGGGUGGUGGACAGGACCAAGGGAGCUGUGCAGGGCAGCGUGGAGCUGACCAAGUCAGCUGUGAGCAGCGGAGUCAGCACCGUCAUGGGCACCGCCGUGGGCCAGAUGGUGGUGAGCGGCGUGGGCUCCGUGCUGGAGAAGUCAGAGGAGCUGGUGGACCAUUACCUGCCCAUGACUGAUGAGGAGUUGGCCAAGCUGGCCACGGCUGUGGAGGGCUUUGAGCCGCAGCAGCAGAAGCAGCAGCAGAGCUAUUUCGUGCGCCUGGGCUCCCUCUCCACCAAGCUGCAGCACAGAGCCCUCCAGCACUCCCUGGGCAAGCUGCAGAGUGCUCGCCAGAGCAGCCAGGACCUGCUGGCACAGCUCCAGCGCACCCUUGAUCUGGUGGAGCACCUCAAGCAGGGCGUGGAUCAGAAGCUGCAGGGAGGGCAGGAGAAGCUGCAGCAGCUGUGGCUGGAGUGGAGCAAGAAGCAGCCAGGUGGUGGCAAGGACCUGGUGCCACCAGAGACAGUGGAGUCGGGCACUUUGGCCAUGCUGCAGGGCUUGACACAGCAGCUGCAGAGCUCCUGCCAGCCCUUGGUGUCCAGCCUGCAGGGCCUCCCUGCCAGCAUCCAGGAGAAGGCAGGGCAGGUGCGGCAGAGCGUGGAGGGGCUGCGCACCUCGCUGGCCGUCGCCUCCCUGCAGGACGUGACGGGCGGCGUGCUGGCGCAGGCCCGUGCCCACGCCGCCAGGGCUCGCCAGCUGAUGGAUGAGCUGGUGGAGCACGUGGCCCACAACACCCCCCUGACCUGGCUGGUGGGACCCUUCGCCCCCUCGGGCCAGCGCCCGGCGGAGCCGGAGGCCAAGUAG